Molecule: messenger RNA, 2544 nt
Organism: Fraxinus pennsylvanica
Lineage: Eukaryota; Viridiplantae; Streptophyta; Magnoliopsida; Lamiales; Oleaceae
Source: the annotation of a GenBank genome assembly
AUGGCCACCGCCACCCUAAAACCAACCCACACGGCGUACCUCAGCACCGCCGAUAACAAUUCGGCUUUCAAACCCCAUAACAAUUUAUCCUACGUUUCGUUUGGCCAAAAAUGCCCUUUAAAGCAAUUUCGUAGUCUCCGAUGUACUAAUAGUAGUAGGAGUAAUGCUAAUUUUCCUCGCAAUUUGGUUAAGAAAUUCCUGCUAUCGGCUUCAAAUGGAGAACCUGCGGAAACGCAAACCGAGACCCAAGAAGAAGAUUCGGUUCUAGAAUCCGAACCUGAAUUUGAGGGGAAUCUAGAUGGUGCUGUUGGUGUAGACUCGGAUGGUGAUACUGUUGCGGAAGAACCUGCUUCAGCUGUUGUAGCUUCAUUAAAUUUGUAUAGAGAGGCUUUAGCAAAUAAUGAUGAGGCGAAAGUUGCUGAUAUUGAAUCGUUCCUUGAAUCCGUAGAAAAUGAAAAAACUGAACUAGAGAGGAAAGUGGCCACUUUAUCCGAAGAAUUGUCAUAUGAAAGGGAUCGGAUUCUUAGAAUUAGUGCUGACUUUCACAAUUUCAGAAAGAGAACAGAGAGAGAACGGCUUUCCCUGAUAUCAAAUGCGCAGGGUGAAGUUGUGGAAAAUCUGUUGCUUGUUUUGGAUAAUUUUGAGAGAGCUAAAGCCCAGAUAAAGGUGGAAACCGAGGGAGAGGAGAAGAUUAAUAACAGUUAUCAAAGCAUAUAUAAGCAGUUCGUGGAGAUUCUGGUAUCUAUUGGUGUUGUCCAGGUGGAGACAGUGGGAAAACCAUUUGAUCCAAUGUUGCACGAAGCUAUAAUGCGCGAGGAGUCUACAGAAUUUGAAGACGGUAUUGUACUUGAAGAAUACAGAAAGGGGUUCAAACUUGGUGAUAGACUCUUACGACCAUCAAUGGUGAAGGUGUCAGCUGGUCCCGGACCUGUAAAACCGGAAACAGGGGAGGCAUCAAAUAAACAAGAAGUCAGUGAAAGCAAUGUGGAGGGUAGCACUGAAUCUGGUUUCACUGAAGAAUACCACAGAAGCACGGAAAGAGCUGUUAGGUCAACUCCCGAGGAUUUUGGGGUGAGAGCCAUGGAUAAUGGCAUUCAAGAGAGACUGCUUGGUUCUGGUUCGGAAGGAAAAGAAGUGGGCGAUUUGAAAGGGAAGGUUUACGAAGAAUCCAAGAAGAUAUGGAAGGUAGCAUUGCCUGGAAUUAUAGCGCGAGUGGCUUCAUUCGGAACCAUAAUAGUGACACAAUCAUUUAUUGGACACAUAAAUUCAUUAGAUCUUGCUGGUUAUGCACUCGUUCAAACUCUUAGCGUCCGAUUUAUCAACGGAAUACUGAUAGGCAUGUCAAGUGCAACCGAAACACUUUGUGGACAAGCAUAUGGAGCAAGACAGUACCAUAUGAUGGGCAUUUAUUUGCAAAGAUCAUGGAUUGUCGAUUUCAUAACUUCGACUAUCUUGAUCCCUAUUUUCAUCUUUGGAACGCCCCUCUUUAGACUACUCGGUCAGGAAGAAAGUAUUGCCAGAUCAGCAGGAUACAUCUCGUGGUGGUUUAUUCCGAUGGUCUACAAUUUUGUUUUUUCGUUGACAAUGCAAAUGUAUCUACAAGCGCAGCAAAAGAACAGUUUUGUUGCCUGGAUAUCCAUUCUGCAACUUAUAAUACACGUUCCCUUGUCCUGGCUGUUUGUUAACCAUUUGAACUGGGAAGUUGAUGGGGCGAUGGGUGCACUAUGCAUAUCAUCCUGGUUUGUUGUGUUUGGAGAAUUUGCAUAUAUAUUUGGUGGAUGGUGCCCUCAAACUUGGACGGGAUUCAGCACAGCUGCUUUUAAGGAUAUAUUGCCUGUAAUAAAGCUCUCAAUAUCCUCUGGCAUUAUGGUUUGCUUAGAGUUGUGGUACAAUUCUAUUCUAGUCUUAUUGGCCGGAUACAUGAGUAAUGCAGAGGUUGCUAUAUCUGCCUUCUCUAUUUGCCUUAACAUCAAUGGAUGGGAAUUCAUGGUUUGCCUCGGCUUUCUUGGUGCUGCAUGCGUGCGAAUUGCAAACGAGCUUGGGAGAGGAGAUGCUAAAGCUACAAAAUUUUCUAUUAAAGUCCUAAUAACUACUUCGGUUGUGAUUGGCAUAUUCUUUACUGUUAUUUGCUUGAUCUUCGGAAACAAACUUGGAUACUUUUUCACAAAUGAUGUGGCAGUUGCAAAGACCGUGUCGGAUCUUUCGUUUCUACUUGCGAUCUCUGUGUUGCUCAAUAGCAUAUAUCCAGUACUCUCAGGGGUGUCAGUAGGAGCGGGUUUGCAAGGCACAGUUGCAAUAAUCAACCUUUGUAGCUUCUAUUUGAUCGGAAUACCAGUUGGAGCUUUACUUGGAUAUGUGGCUCAUCUUCAAGUGGAGGGUAUAUGGAUCGGAAUGAACAUUGGAGUUUUCACUCAGACUCUUGCACUUAGCUACAUGGCAUGGAAAACAGAUUGGGACGAACAGGUCAGGUUAGCUUCAGAACGCCUCCAACGAUGGUACCUGAAAUCUUCUGAAGAGCCGAAGCAUGAUAACGAUCAUGCUUAA